Molecule: messenger RNA, 2915 nt
Organism: Rhincodon typus (whale shark)
Lineage: Eukaryota; Metazoa; Chordata; Chondrichthyes; Orectolobiformes; Rhincodontidae
Gene: loxl1
Product: lysyl oxidase-like 1
Exons: 7
Coding region: 429-2300 (623 amino acids)
Biological process (GO): peptidyl-lysine oxidation
Molecular function (GO): copper ion binding; protein-lysine 6-oxidase activity
Source: RefSeq, a predicted model, not a curated record
GCCUGGAUUGGGGAGGGGCGGCCAACUCGGUUGGGGCUGAUCUGUUUCGUUGCCCGGGGAAAGAAAAUUGCAGGGGAAUCUCUUUUUUUGUGGAAGUCCGCUGGCGGUCGAGAUUUUCAGGGAAUGCCGGAGAGAGAGGCAAAACAAAAUCUACAAGCAACCGGUUGAUCCAGCAGGGAAGAGAGAGAGAGAGAGAGGAACAGUGACAAGAAGAAAAAAAAAGGCGGUGCAAAGUGAGUUGAUGCAUUUUAAGUGUCACGGCAGAAACGUUAGGAAUAUUUGAAGGGAAGAGUUGAUUUUUCUCUCUCUCUCUCUCUGUCUGUCUUUCACCAUCACUGUGACCCAACAUGUCCAGUCCGGGGCUGUGCGUAGACAGGGAACACUAACACCAGGAAAUCUAGAGAGAGAGAGAGUGUGUGUGUGUCUUUAUGCAGAGAGGCAGCACAUUUGCAAAGUUUUCCAGGCGAGUAGAGAGGAUUGGUGCACCGUACGAGAUGCAAGGGGCCAGCCAGAGGCGUCUUCUGCUGUUGCUCAGCUGGUCAGUUUCCUCGUUAAUUUCCUUGCGGUUCCAGCCGGGGUCAGCGCAGCGGUCAGCGGCCACAGAGGACAACUGGAGGCAGAUGAUUCGCUGGGAGAACAACGGCCGAGUCUACAGCCUGUUGCACAGCGGCUCUGAGUACCUCCCUGCCGGUCAGCACCCAGCCCGGAGCAGCCCCAGGGUAUGGCUGGGAGGUGCCAGCGGCCGGGAUCCCACCAGGAGGCAGCUCCAACGCCCCGCAGCCAAUCACGGGCGCCGCCAGGCUCCAGCACAGACGGGCAGAGUGGCCUCGGAGACGGUGAGGGGUCAGACCAGGCACCCUUUCGGUUUCGGGCAGGUGCCCGACAACUGGAGGCAAGGCACUUUCGGGGACCCCAGCAACACCCACCGGUAUGUGCCCCCCUCCACCAGGCAGGAAACCAGGUCCAGGCAACACCAGCCGGUGAGCUCCUUUGUGGAUAGCCCUUAUGCACAGCCUCCUUACCAACGUUACCCAUUGGCCCACCAACCAUCCUAUCCCAGCUCCUACGACUCUGGCUAUGAGCAUGGGUCACCAAGAGUCUUUGAUGCCAUGGAUGAAAGUGUCCCCUAUCGGAGAGUGCCCAGCGGCUUACCCCCCGAAGGUAGGGGGUACGCCUUAAUGCCCAGGACAAGAUAUGAUGAGUACAGAGAAAAUGUCUACCCUUACAGGUCCCAGGGUCAAUUCCCCAGCCAGGAGAGGUACCACCUUCCCCAGCAACCCCCUGCCUUCGACGGGCUCGAUCGGAGAUACAUGCACAGCCUGUACGACGAGAGCAGGGGACAGAGUCUCCCGGCAGCAGAGUCUCCGUCCUCCCUUUCACCAUCCGAGGGAAACCCCAGUCUUCAAUUGCCAGGCCCGUCCUCAGAGGUUGGCCACUUGGGCCCGAGAGUCAUCACCGACGGAGCCGGCGCUGGAAGUUACCCGUUCAGCCACAAUGUGCCGGUGGACCCAUACGCCUCAUCCCGUUACAGUGAGCCGAAUGCCCCCUCCACCGGUUUGGACCAGUACACACUGCGGCGAGUGGAUCCCAAUGGAGGGGCAGAGCAGCUGAGACGCCAUGUUCCUCUACCACGUAUGGCCCUAGGGAGUGUGUAUAGACCAGACCAAAGCAGCAGAGGUUUGCCUGACUUGGUACCAGACCCUUACUACGUCCAAGCAUCCACAUACGUGCAGAGGUCUCACUUGUAUUCCCUACGGUGUGCAGCAGAAGAGAAGUGUUUGGCAAGCUCCGCGUACGCUUCUGACGUCACGGAUUACGACAUCCGAGUUUUGCUGCGGUUUCCCCAGCGGGUAAAGAAUCAGGGGCUUGCUGACUUCCUUCCGAACAGACCUCGCCACUCCUGGGAGUGGCACAGCUGCCACCAGCACUAUCACAGUAUGGAUGAGUUUAGUCACUAUGACCUACUGGAUGCAGUUACUGGAAGAAAGGUGGCUGAGGGACACAAAGCCAGUUUCUGCUUGGAGGAUACCACAUGUGAUUUUGGCCAUCUGAAACGUUAUGCCUGUACAGCACACACUCAGGGUCUAAGUCCUGGUUGCUAUGAUACCUACAAUGCGGAUAUAGAUUGCCAAUGGAUUGAUAUCACAGAUGUCCAGCCUGGGAAAUUCAUACUAAAGCUUCAAGUGAACCCCAAUUAUCUUAUACAAGAAUCGGAUUUCACCAACAAUGUUAUCAGAUGCAACAUUCACUACACGGGGCGAUAUGUGGCCACUACAAAUUGUAAAAUAACACAGUCAUGAUCUACAAGGUUUCGAUUUCAAAACACUACACUGUAUACCCUGAGCAAACAUCUGGUGCGUGUGGAACUUGAUCGUACAGCAGCUGUGAUGUUUGGUAGCCAUCAUCGAGAAUUAACAGGACUUCAGUCAUAACCAAAGAAUCUGCCUGUGGAGCUGCAGGAUAUUGAGCCAACAACUGCAAAUAAACCUUGACACGGACUAGGCACCAGAUUAUUUCCAGUGAGGUUGUGCAGGGCGUCUGAGAAAUGUUCUAUUAUAAUUAGCAACUCUGGUAUGAAGUGGGCUUGCCUUAUUAGCAAAAGAAUCACUUCAGUUACACUUUCAGGAGUCAACUACAAAACCGCUCCAUUAUUCAGUGAGAUCAUGAUAGAACUUCUACAUUAACUCCACUUUCUCACCCUAUCUCUUCAUUUCCUUAGUUUCUAAAAAUCUGUCAAGGUCAAUUUUGGCUAUGCUCAAUGACUGAACAUCCUCAGUCCUUCAGGGUAGAAUAUCCCAAAGAAUCAUAACCAUCUGAGUGAAGACGUUUCUCCUCAUCUCAGCCCUCAAUGGCUGCCCUGUAUCCCUUUUUUUAUUCAUUCACAGGUUUUGGCCUCGCUGGCAAGGCCAGCAUUU